AUGGGGGACUGCUUGAUGGAGGGGGGCAACUGCUGGAUUGAGUUGGAGAUGAAGAUGGAACAAAUGCUGUGUCCCAACUGCAAUGGGGAUUUCCCUUCCAUUGAAGCUGUUGUUCUGCAUCUCAAUUCCCAGUCUACCUGUUGGCUGCAUGAAGCAUGUCCACAGCAAUUGCCUAUCCCCCCUCGGGAGAUCAACACUUAUUAUUCUUUUCAUGAUGAGGGGGAGUGGGAACUAGCCAGGUUCUUGGUCAAAAAUCUGAAUCAGACUCAGGUUGACAAGUUCUUGAAGUUGAAAUGGCCACACAGAGUCAAUGUCAGGAAUCAGUGCAAGUAUGGAGAUUAUAUGAGUGUGGAUUUGGCAUGGAAAAUUCAGGACCACCUCCCAUUGGACGCUAUGCAAAUCCCAAUCAUCUUAGGAACCACUGGAGGGCUUGAGAUGCACCCUGUCUUCAUCACUAUUGGCAAUCUUGAUUCAGAUUUUCAUGUGUAUCCUGAUUAUCAAACCAUUCUUCAGGUGUGGCUGUGGCAUAAAUGUGUCAAUCUCAUCUCCAAGACAGGUUGCUUUAUGUCUGAUCCUUCCAGAUUCAUUUGUUAUGUCUUUAUACCACUUGUUGCUCAUGUAUGCGACCUGCCAGAGGCUUGCAUGAUUGCUGCAGUCAGCAAAAAUGCAUCUCCUCUAACAAUGGCAUUACAAGAAAAUUUUGGGCAACACACACUUCAACUCAUCUAUGAGAUCUCCCAAACAAUUGAUGUUUGGGAUCUCGACAAAUUCCAGAAGGCAGCCAAAGCUGUCCAUCUCUCUGGAGUCCAUAUGCCAUAUUGGCAUGAUUGGAGGUUUGCAUAUCCAUCUGUCUUUCUCACUGGCAAGAUCUUGCAUACCUGCCUCAAAUUCUUCACUGACCAUCCACUCAAUUGGAUCAAGGAGGUAGUAGGAAAACCUGAGCUCAAUGCUUGCUUCAUCACUCAGCAUAAGCAGAAACCCUAUGUUAAGGUCGCAUGCUUGGGGGGGUUGGAUCACAAGGGCUUGGCCUCAGCUUGUACGCUGUGCCCCUUUCCUGAGUAUGUGCCCUUAAUUUCUGAGGGCUAG
This is a messenger RNA of Suillus subaureus, 1086 nucleotides long. RefSeq lists its product as uncharacterized. The record is from RefSeq and is a predicted model, not a curated record. The transcript is spliced from 11 exons. NCBI's taxonomy places the organism in Eukaryota, Fungi, Basidiomycota, Agaricomycetes, Boletales, Suillaceae. The coding region runs from base 1 to 1086 and encodes 361 amino acids.